UCCAAUAACUUAUAUUAUCAUAUUCAAAUAUUUGGAAAACGGGUGAAUUUGAAGAUUAGGGGGUCUAUAGUCGUCAGCGAUGAUUAAGCAACUAUCUUAUUAUCUAUAGCCAAAAUCAAUAACCGAAACCCAAUUACUGGAACCCAUGCUUCUGAAGACCCGACCCGUUCUUCUCUCCUCACAUUUCAUCAACAACAUUAUGAGCCCUAUAGGAAUCGGAUCCAACCCAUAUUCCUCCACGCCAAAAUCGGGUCAUCUUUGUAUCGCUCUUUCUACCUCUCCAAACCCUAUCGUUUCUACCGGAUCAUCCGAUCGGACCCAAACACCUCAACCACCUUCCCUCCUCUCUCUCUCCCUUUCUCUCUAAAUUAACUAUAUUCUCAAGCCUAUGUGAUGGAAAUACCAAAUGAUUCAGGCGCUAAGAAACCAAAGAGAUUGACAUCUGUUGUCUGGAAUCACUUUGAAAGGAUUAGAAAGGCUGACAUAUGUUAUGCUGUUUGCGUUCAUUGUAACAAGAGACUUAGUGGAUCAAGUAAUAGUGGAACUACUCAUCUAAGAAACCACUUGAUUCGGUGUCUUAAAAGAUCAAACUUUGAUGUUUCUCAACUACUUGCGGCAAAGAGAAGGAAAAAAGAUAAUACUGUCAGCCUAGCAAACAUUAGUUUUGAUGAAGGUCCGAGGAAAGAAGAAUAUGUAAAGCCAACAUUCGUCAAGUUUGAACAGGAACAUAAGAAAGAUGAAAUGAUUAACUAUGUAAGUGGUAAAUUUGAUCAGGAGAGGAGUCAACUUGAUCUCGCGCGUAUGAUCAUAUUACAUGGAUACCCGGUGACCGUGGUUGAACAAGUAGGAUUCAAGGUCUUUGUGAAGAACCUCCAGCCUCUCUUUGAGUUUUUGCCAAAUAGUGGUAUUGAGAUUUCAUGUUUAGAAAUCUACAGGAGGGAGAAAGAGAAAGUGUAUGAGAUGAUAAACAAGUUAUGUGGUAGGAUUAAUCUGUCUAUUGAAAUGUGGUAUUCGACAGAAAAUUCUUCGUAUUUGUGUCUAUCAGCACAUUACAUUGAUGAGGAAUGGAAAAUGCGGAAGAAAAUUUUGAACUUUCUUACACUCGACUCUUCUUACACUGAAGACUUGCUUCCAGAAGUGAUUAUCAAAUGUCUCGAUGAAUGGGACAUUGACUGCAAACUAUUUGCAUUGACUCUUGAUGAUUGUUCUGUUGAUGAUGACAUCACUCUACGAAUCAAAGAGAGAGUUUCCGAGAAAAGGCCUUUCUUAAGUACUCGACAAAUACUUGAUGUACGCUCUGCAGCACAUCUCAUAAGUUCCAUUGUUCAAGAUGCCAUGGAUGCGUUGCAUGACGUGAUCCAAAAGAUUCGAGAGAGCAUCCGAUAUGUUAAAAGUUCACAAGAAGUGCAAGGAAAAUUUAAUGAAAUUUCUCAACGUGCUGGGAUCAACUCUCAGAAGACCUUAUAUCUUGAUUUUCCACUUCACUGGAAGUCUACAUAUAUCAUGCUUGAAACUGCACUAGAAUACAGGAAAGCCUUUUCAGUCUUCCAAGAACACGAUCCCUCCUACACUUCAAUUCUAUCCGACGAAGAGUGGGAAUGGGCAAAUUCUGUUGCUGGAUAUUUAAAACUCCUUGUUGAAAUCAUGAAUAUCUUCUCAGGCAAAAGAUUUCCUACUGCCAAUAUAUUCUUCCCCGAGAUCUGCGACAUUCAUAUUCAACUGAUUGACUGGAGCAGAAGCUCCGACAAUUUUCUUAGUCCCAUGGCUUUGAAGAUGAAAGCCAAAUUUGAUAAGUACUGGAGCAAGUGCAGUUUGGCGCUAGCUUUAGCCGCAGUCCUAGACCCCCGGUUUAAAAUGAAGUUGGUUGAGUAUUACUACUCCCUGAUAUAUGGCAGCACCGCUUUGGAACGAAUCAAAGAAGUUUCAGAUGGUAUCAAAGAACUUUUUAAUGCAUAUUCUAUCUGUUCAACAAUGGUUGAUCAAGGGUCGGCCUUACCUGGAAGUAGCUUACCAAGCACAAGUUGUGGUGUUGCCAGGGAUAGACUAAAAGGCUUUGACAGAUUUCUUCACGAGACAUCACAGAGUCAGUCCAUGGUGUCAGACUUAGACAAGUAUUUAGAGGAACCAAUCUUUCCUCGCAAUUCUGAUUUUAACAUUUUGAACUGGUGGAGAGUCCACAUGCCAAGAUACCCAAUUUUGUCUAUGAUGGCAAGAGAUGUUCUCGGGACUCCCAUGUCAACUUUGGCACCUGAAUUGGCAUUUAGCACAGUAGGAAGAGUGCUGGAUUCUUCUCGCAGUUCAUUGAACCCAGGUACACGAGAGGCUUUAGUAUGCACACAAGAUUGGAUCCAAAAUGAAUCAGGAGAUAUAAAUCCAACGCCAAGCCAUUCCGCUCUACCACUUCUCCUUGAAUCAAGUUAACUUUCCCAGGUAUUCUUCAGCGAAACUUGUAUCAAAUGUUUGUAAUCUCUCUACUUUCGCUUGUUGAACAUUGUGCUUAAAACUUAUUAAUGUGCAGUGUUCCAAGGUUGAUUGUUCUGUUACUGGUUCACUAGUUACUUUUAUCUUUUUGUUUUACGAUUUCAGGUAGUAUCAUCAAAGAAGCUAUCUUUGAAUUGUAACUGUACCUUUGUUCUCCUGUAUCAUUUCUUGUUGGGAAGUGAUAUAUUGAAAAUAUUAUGUGAAAAGCAAUGUAUAUUAGAAUAAUGAAGUAGUUUUUAUUUUUCAUGUUUAAAGCUAACGCAUUUGCUUAGCCGUCAAAUGUUUUUAUUGGAGUUUCAUUCAGAUAAAUCUGAUUUUGUAUAGAGGGUUGCAUGACCUUGAUAUCAAAGACGUCCCUUACAUGUUUCACUAUUCCUACAAUACGGCUGCACAAAGUGAUGAAUUUUGAAUGAAGAUCUUCAACAAUUGCGUUAUGGCAUAGUUUUAACUCUCAUUUAAUCUUUUAUCAUCUCUAUCAAUUGAAGUUCUUACUUACACUUGCUCACUGGACCAGUUAUACAACUAUAUAUAUGGUAUAGAGUAAUUGCAUAAGAACUAUUUCCUUUGUUCUA
Messenger RNA from Cicer arietinum (chickpea), 3053 nucleotides. RefSeq names its product zinc finger BED domain-containing protein RICESLEEPER 1-like. The record is from RefSeq and is a predicted model, not a curated record. NCBI's taxonomy places the organism in Eukaryota, Viridiplantae, Streptophyta, Magnoliopsida, Fabales, Fabaceae. Gene Ontology annotation, molecular function: protein dimerization activity; DNA binding.